UCUGAAAUAGCGUCCAUAAAGAGUAGUCGCGAAAUCAUAAAAAGUUUUUUAAGUCAAAACGAGACUUCCAUGGAUACAUGAAUACUAAAAUAUUUCUGACUUGAAAUAUAGUGAAAGUGGAAAUGAUGGGAGCGUUUUAUGAAAGAAGCAAUCAAGAACAAAGUCACGCGGAUGAUGAAUCAAAGAGGCAGUUUCUUCGAAUAAAAGAGAGGAAACAUAUUAGAGAAAAACACAAGAAACUUAUUUGAAAGACAAAGUACAGAUAGAUCUGUUUCAGCAUGUUUCGAAAAGCGAAGUAUAGUGUAACAAACAUUCAGCAAGCGCCCACUUUGUCAACAGAGUCUAUUAUUAGUAAGUCUUCGUCUACUUAUUAUCCUAAAGAAAAAGAGGAAGUAGUACCUCCCAGCAUAAAUUACAAAUCUUUCUUGGCCUUGUUUUACGUUUUAAUAAGCAGCAUUUUCCUUAUGCUCGCAUCAGUCAUAAUGAAAAAGAUUACUUAUGUAAACUCAGCACAAAUGUCGAUUGUUAGACAUGCUGGGCUCCUGGUGUUCAGUUUGCCUGUUGCCAUUUAUUGCAAGAAGAAUAUUUUGGGACCCAAAGAAUACCGCUUAUCUUUGAUCAUACUAUCUUUUCUUACCUCCACUUCACUUUUCCUUUAUCUAAUGGCAUUCAAGUACCUCCCUCUGACUGAGGUGGCCAUCAUUAUAUCGACGACCCCGGCAGUGGUAGGAAUAUCUGCAAGGAUGUACCUGAAAGAACCCUGUGGACGUAUCCAGAUAUUUGCUACAAUAUUAACACUAUGCGGAGUGCUUCUGUCCAUUGACAUGUUUGAGCUCAUUAAGAAAAGAGAAGUUACUAAAUUCAACGUGAAUUUCCUAACUGGACUUUUAUGUGUUGUAAGUAGUGUAAUCUUCAUGUCUGUAAGUUACGUAUGGACAAGAAAAUUGAAGGACAUUCAUUUCUCAGUAAUUUUAAUUUUCUCUGGUUUUAUAGGAGUGUUAGAAAAUGCAACAAUUGCUGCUACGAUAUCAUCCUGUUCUUGGCCCCGUUGUGGGUACGAUCCUUUACUAAUUACGUUGUUUGGAAUUAUUUGUUUCUUAGGGCACCUUGCACUCUUACUGGCAGUACAGAUCGAACAUAUAAGUAUUGUAUCAGUAACGAAGGCGGCUAUGGAUAUCAUCGUUGCUAUGGUAUAUCAAAUGGUAUUUUUUAAAUCCUACCCAAAUCUUUACAACAUAGGAGAAGCACUGCUUGUCAUAAUUUGCAUAGGAAUAAUUGGCAUUAAGAAAUGGCUUGAAGAAAUUCCAGAAGACACAACAAUGAAAAAAAGACUAAAAUGGUUACUGCUUUGAAGAAUCCUAGUUUAUGUAUAUUACUAAGUUUAUAAUUUCUUCAUUUACACUACGUAUAAAAUACAAAAUUCUAAUUUCUCUGAAUGAUUUUGUGGCACCAGUUAUUAUACAGAAGUUUUCAAUUUGUUUUGAUAAUUAUUAUAAUUGAUCAUUUUGAUUACACAAAAUGCAUGUUUGUGUUAAUUUAAAGAAUAUUAUUCUUCUAGUUGUUAAAAGUUAUUUUGAACUUUGUGUAUUUAAUGUAGUAUCAAUUGAAAUAAGAUUACUGUUCAAAAUGUGCCAAACAUUUAAAGGCAAUUAAAAAUAAAAAAAAAUUA
Stegodyphus dumicola is the source of this 1669-nucleotide messenger RNA. RefSeq lists its product as uncharacterized. The record is from RefSeq and is a predicted model, not a curated record. Lineage: Eukaryota; Metazoa; Arthropoda; Arachnida; Araneae; Eresidae.